Molecule: messenger RNA, 796 nt
Organism: Raphanus sativus (radish)
Lineage: Eukaryota; Viridiplantae; Streptophyta; Magnoliopsida; Brassicales; Brassicaceae
Product: glyoxylase I 4
Exons: 1
Coding region: 163-717 (184 amino acids)
Source: RefSeq, a predicted model, not a curated record
UGUGAAGUUGGAAGAGUGCGACACGUGAGCAAAUGUAUGUUCACACGCGUAAGCUCGCUAGUCAAUCGCCUAUCACGUGUCCAUCUUUCAACCCUCGACCACUCCCGCUUUUAAGUUAAGGUAUAGUUCUUUCUUCUAGACAAAGCAAUUCCUCAAAACCUAAUGGAGAAGGAGAAGGAGAAGGAGAAGGAGAAGGAGAAGGAGAAGGAGAAGAAAAGCGAGGAAUCAAAGCCGCCAUUGAUGGCGUUAAACCAUGUAUCAAGACUCUGCAGAGACGUCAAAAAGUCCCUCGAGUUCUACACGAAAGUGUUAGGGUUCGUGGAGACAGAGCGUCCCGCGUCUCUCGACUUCGACGGAGCGUGGCUAUUCAACUACGGCGUUGGGAUCCAUUUGGUGCAGGCUAAAGACGAAGAAAAGUUACCUUCGAACACGGACCAUUUGGACCCGAUGGAUAACCACAUCUCGUUCCAGUGCGAAGACAUGGAAGCUUUGGAGAAGAGGCUCAAGGAAGUGGAUGUGAAGUACAUCAAGAGGACGGUCGGUGAGCAGGAAGACGCAGCUAUCGACCAGCUCUUCUUUAAUGACCCCGAUGGUUUCAUGGUCGAGAUCUGUAACUGCGAGAAUCUUGAGCUUAAACCGCGUCAUUCGGCUGAUGCUAUACGUCUCCCGGGAGAUCGACACGCGCCUCCUGUUUCGCUCCCUCAGGCCAAUUCUUAAUACAUACUAGUAUACUACUUGGGACUUUGUUUUUUGUUCCUGUUUUUGUACUACGUUACUGUUUUAUUAAUUAAUGGUU